AUGGCCCUGUACAGGUCGCUUCGGUUGCGCGUCAACAUGCGGGUACGCACGGCACCAAACGCUACUCGAGCCAGCGAGCUGCAGCAUUUCGCCAACUUUCUGCUACGUAUCGGUGAAGGACGGCACGAUACGUUUGCAGGGCUGGACCGUUCGUUCGCGAAGCUACCGCUGGACAUGGUAGUGCCCCGUUCGGGGAAUUCGGCACACGCCAUCAACGCCCUGAUCGCGAAGAUCUACCCGGACAUCGCACGGUACUAUCGGGACCCAGCCUUCUUUUCGGAUCGCGCGAUUUUGUCGCCGCUGAACGUUGAUGUGACCAGCGUGAACAACGUGGUACUAGACCGAAUACCUGAGCCUGAACAGGAGUAUCGUUCGGUCGAUACGUUGGUCAACCCGGAGGAACACGAACAUCUGCAGCUUCCUUCGGAGUACCGGUUGCGGCUGAAGCGAUUUGCGCCGGUCCUUUUAUUGCGCAACCUCAAUUCCGAUAUGGGGUUGUGUAAUGGUACGCGUCUCCAGAUUGUGGACCUAAAACGAAACUGUUUGCGAGCCAAAAUACUGACGGGCAAGCGGCGAGGUGAGGACGUGCUGCUGCCUCGCAUCUACUGUGACAGCAACGAUAAAGGGCACCCGUUCCAGAUCCGCCGUAAACAGUGUCCGGUGCAACUGUGCUUUGCGAUGACCAACAACAAGCCGCAAGGGCAAUCACUGCACCAUUUGGGUCUCUAUCUGCCGCAGGAUGUUUUCGCCCAUGGCCAGCUGUACGUCGCGCUAUCGCGUGUAACAUCACGGGCGAACAUAGCUGUGCUGAUCCCGAACCCGGAACGUGCCGACAAGGAAGGUGUCUCCACGAAAAAUAUUGUGUACCGUGAGGUCGUCGACAGUUGA
Molecule: messenger RNA, 888 nt
Organism: Anopheles moucheti
Lineage: Eukaryota; Metazoa; Arthropoda; Insecta; Diptera; Culicidae
Product: ATP-dependent DNA helicase PIF1-like
Exons: 1
Coding region: 1-888 (295 amino acids)
Source: RefSeq, a predicted model, not a curated record